ACCAUGCGCCAGCAGCAACAGCAGCACGACGCGACCUCUGCCGCUGUCUCCAGCGAGGGGAACAAACAUCGACUUAAAUACUGCGUUUAUAUUUAUUUGUGAAUGAUUUCAGGAGCAGAAUAAGUUUUGGAAGCUGGGGAACAAAGAUAACAGAGAUGCUGCGCCUGUCGCUGGUGGUUUGUAGCAGAGGAGUCGCUAAAAGGUUUUCCUCGUCGUUCUCCGGUCUGAACUCUCUACCUCCAAAUUUACUGCUGCCCUCCAACCUUGUUGAUCCUGCCAGAUUAAAGCGUUCACCUCCACCUGCAGACUGCUCCCUGCCCCUUCUGAGGAAGUGCGAUGCUGUCGUUCCUGCUCACCUGAGCCCUGUCCACACGUGGGUGGAGUCUCUGCAGAGCCCAGACAGUGAGCCCUUAGGCUUGGCUCAGCUCCACCCUGACGUUUUCGCGGUGGCUCCAAGGCUUGACAUCCUUCAUAGCGUGGAAAAGUGGCAGAGAAAUUUCAAAAGAAUUAGCCACGCCCACACGAAGGUGAGGUCAGAGGUCAGAGGAGGAGGCAAGAAACCAUGGAGGCAGAAGGGAAGUGGAAGAGCUCGUCAUGGAAGCAUCCGUUCACCGAUAUGGAAAGGAGGUGGCGUGUCUCACGGACCCAGAGGACCCACCAGUUACUACUACAUGUUACCCAUGAAGCUUCGAGUACAAGGACUGAAGGUGGCGCUGAGCUCCAAGAUGGCACAGGACUACCUUUACAUCGUGGACUCCCUGGACAUCCCCACACCAGACUCCCAGUACCUACUGGACCUGAUAAAACACAAACACUGGGGAGAGUCUGUGUUAAUAGUUGAUGUAGGUGAAGAUUUCCCAGAAAACAUUCUUCAGGCCACAGCAAACCUGAAAACAGUGAACAUCAUUCCAGCCAUCGGUCUGAACGUCCACAGCAUGCUGAAACACGAGGCCAUCGUCCUCACACUGCAAACUGUCAGGUUUCUGGAGGAGAAGCUGCUCUGGCACAACGAGCGCUUCACGCCGCUCUACCCGUUUAAACUGCCCUACUCUGACUUCCCAUAGCAAACAUGAAAUGAAUUGACUCUGUUGUUUGAAAAAUGUGUUUAUUAAGUUCAGUAUCAAAAAAACUUAACAAUAAAUAUUUAAAAAAAGUAUCUAAAAUUGAUAAUUGAAUUUGUGAGGCAGGACACCAUUGGCGAGGUCGUUUCUGACUUCCCAGCGGAGCGCAGAGCGUUUCUUCUCUGUUGGCACUACGUAGGUGUUUGGCACCAAAACUCUCCGAGGUUUAGGCUGCGACACAGAAAAAACAGAGACUCGUGUGGAUUCACUGUAAUGAUGUGCACGAGUUAGCACUGACUGCUCAUUGAACCCACAUGAGAUGGGCAGCCUCACCCGUUUCAUAUCCUUUGUUCAGAUGAAGUUAGUCUGAAUAAGUGGCACAGUUUGAUCACAUAAGGCUGUAAAGCUGUAGACCAGCAGCUGCUGUGUCCCUGCAGCCAUGUACACAAGCAUAGAUUUUGUAUGUCUGGUUUUUCUACUUUGUUUUUUGUAAAGGAGUAAAAAACAAGUUUAACUUA
Messenger RNA from Solea senegalensis (Senegalese sole), 1579 nucleotides. RefSeq names its product mitochondrial ribosomal protein L4 (gene mrpl4). Gene Ontology annotation, cellular component: ribosome. Gene Ontology annotation, biological process: translation. The record is from RefSeq and is a predicted model, not a curated record. Gene Ontology annotation, molecular function: structural constituent of ribosome. NCBI's taxonomy places the organism in Eukaryota, Metazoa, Chordata, Actinopteri, Pleuronectiformes, Soleidae. The coding region runs from base 156 to 1064 and encodes 302 amino acids. The transcript is spliced from 9 exons.